UUCCCGCUAAAACCAGCUGAAAAUAGUCAAAACGCUACAACUGCUGAAAUUGAUUAAUUAUUAAACAAAAAUUUUGCCAGAAUUCAUUGAUAAGCUUCUGCUGGGACUCUGAAGCAAUAACAACAAACGAUCCGCACGAAGCGGACUCAUACCGCCUGCUCAUUUCGCAGCGAAAAGUCGACAAUCGAGUGCCAAGGCUGAGAGUACAAAAACAACUGCAGUGCCGUGGGGUAAAGUUCACAGCAGUUUUUCCUUUUGUCAGAAGUUAGUCGGAAUACGUCGCCAUGGUCGACAAUAACAACCUGCGAACUGCGGUGAUAAACGAGGCGCCUCUUCUUCCGCCUUCUAGCAGCAUUGGAGUAGGCGUAUCCAGCGGUGGAUCUCCGCCCGAGGCAGUGCUGCGCACCCCGUACGGAAAUGUUAGGGCAUUGCCCGGUCCGGCGCAGCCUCCACCACUGCCACAGUCACCAUUCCAGCAGACACAACAGUUUGGAGGAUUCGGCGGUGGAUACGGAGGAAAUAACUACGGACUUGGAGGUUUCGGUGGAUUUAACAGUGGGGCCUUUGGAUACGGUGGCAUGGGCGGAUUUGGAAGCGGCUAUGGUUAUGGAGGUGGUUACGGCGGAGGCUUUGGUGGAGGAUACAACAGAUUCGGAGCCAACGACCCAGAGCAGCGUUUCAUUCAGAUGGCCGAGGCAAGUUCGCGUCCAGCUUUCCAGAGCAUCGAAUCCUUGGUGUCUGCCAUCGGCAACAUUGCCUCCAUGCUGGACUCCACAUUCUUUGCCCUGACCAGCUCGUUCCGGGCCAUUCUUGGCGUGGCGGCGAACUUUGGACGGCUGCGAAGUGUGUUUGCCCAGUUCUGGACUACGUUUGCCAUUUUUAGGGGUCUGAACUGGAUAUAUAGGAAGAUUCUCUUUUGGCUAAAACUAUCUAAUCUUGACCCUUCUUCAGAAGCCUUUAAGAAGGCCUUUGCUGAAGCCCUUAACGAUAACAAUCCCCAGGCGGGAGGAGCCCCUCAUGCACCGCGAAAGGGCAACUCACCUUGGCCGGUGCUGGCCUUCAUCAGCUUCAUCUUUACCGCUCCCUACCUGAUCAUGAAGCUGUUGGGCACCGUAACGAACACCGCCCAGGAGGAAGCCCGUAAUCCAGCUAAGUGGACGGGACCCAUUCAGACCCAGGCCGUUUACGACUUUGUUGGAAGAAGCCAGAGCGAGCUUUCGCUGCGCGCCGGACAAACGCUCCAUGUUGCCCCACGCGACAUUCAACAAACACUGAAUCUGCUUAACACUGGUUGGGCCCUGGCCACCACAAACGGUCAGACCUCUGGCAUCAUUCCAAUAAGCUAUGUUAAGUCGCCUCAGCAAAUGCGUCAGGAGAUUCAGCAGGAUCAGUUGAAACCAGUCCAGCCACAGCCUGAAUUGAUGGAUUUGUCAGCGGGAGCAUUUGCUUCCCCGCCGUUGGAGCAGCAAAUGAACUACGACUUCAACUUGGCCGCCCAGCAACAGGUACCUCUUGGCCCGCCAUCAACGACGGCAGCUGUCCUGGGCGAGGGAUUCGCCUGAGCUGGCCAACUCCUCUGGGAAUUAUAUCUUUACUUUUAGUUAGGUUCGGUUCUGCUUCUGUUAAAUGUACGUCCCUGUAUUUUAAGUUAGCUUCCGCCUUUUGUAAAUUUCCAUUUAGUUGUAAAUGUUAAUUAUUCAGCGAUCCCAAUGAAAGUAAACAUUAACCAUA
Drosophila eugracilis is the source of this 1731-nucleotide messenger RNA. It is a transcript of the gene Pex13, whose product is annotated as probable peroxisomal membrane protein PEX13. Gene Ontology annotation, cellular component: peroxisomal importomer complex; peroxisomal membrane; peroxisome. Gene Ontology annotation, molecular function: protein binding. The coding region runs from base 285 to 1562 and encodes 425 amino acids. Gene Ontology annotation, biological process: protein import into peroxisome matrix, docking. NCBI's taxonomy places the organism in Eukaryota, Metazoa, Arthropoda, Insecta, Diptera, Drosophilidae. The transcript is spliced from 3 exons. The record is from RefSeq and is a predicted model, not a curated record.